Haliaeetus leucocephalus (bald eagle) is the source of this 925-nucleotide messenger RNA. RefSeq names its product TM2 domain containing 2 (gene TM2D2). The transcript is spliced from 4 exons. The record is from RefSeq and is a predicted model, not a curated record. Bases 1 to 624 code for a protein of 207 amino acids. NCBI's taxonomy places the organism in Eukaryota, Metazoa, Chordata, Aves, Accipitriformes, Accipitridae.
AUGGCGCCGCGGCGCGGCGGGCCGGUGGGCUACGCGUUACUGGGCGGGCAGGUCGCGUUACUGCUCGGUAACCUGCUGCUGCUGCAAGGCUCCUCCCGCGGCCUCCCCCAUAACGGCACCGAGGCCGAGGCGCCCGGGCCGGGGUCCCCCGCCUCCACUUGGGCCUACACCGACCCGCGGGCGCCGCUCGUCCUCUGUACCUACCUCCCCGAGGAGUUCGUGGAGUGCGAGGAGCCGGUGGAUCACGGCGGGAACGCCACGGCGCAGCAGGAGCUGGGUCACGGCUGCGUGAAGUUCGGCGGACAGGCCUACGGCGAGGUGGACCGCACCCGGGUGCAGUGCCGAGCGCUGGACGGUAUCGAGUGCGCCGAGCCGCGGAGCUUCCUGCGGGGCAGCAGGCCCUGCGUCAAGUACACUGGGCACUACUUCAUAACCACGCUGCUCUACUCGUUUUUCCUGGGUUGCUUCGGAGUGGAUCGGUUCUGCCUGGGCCACACCGGGACCGCUGUGGGGAAACUGCUGACGCUGGGAGGACUGGGGAUCUGGUGGUUCGUGGAUCUGAUUCUCCUCAUCACCGGUGGGCUGAUGCCCAGCGACGGCAGCAACUGGUGCACGGUGUACUGAGAAGGCUGAGCUGGCCCCCACGGAGGUCGACGGCCUCGCCGAGGAGGGGAGAUGGACUCCUCCGCUUGUUCUGCAGCGCCAGAGCGGACUUCUGCCCUGCGCAAACGUGGAUUUACAAAGCUGUAACUUAACGCGCAGAACAGUCGUUCUUGUUGAUUCCUCUGUGCAAGCCUUGGAUGCAAAAUUGUUCGGUAUAUACUUUGCUUGUUUAAAAUAAUCUGGAUUUCCACCUGCCCCAAGCAGGGACAGUUUAAGAAAUCAGACCUUACGAACAGAGGUGGUCAAACAAAUCUUAAUAAAG